This is a messenger RNA of Ipomoea nil (Japanese morning glory), 2202 nucleotides long. Its product is annotated as light-mediated development protein DET1. Bases 421 to 2025 code for a protein of 534 amino acids. Gene Ontology annotation, molecular function: ubiquitin protein ligase binding; ubiquitin-like ligase-substrate adaptor activity. Gene Ontology annotation, biological process: positive regulation of proteasomal ubiquitin-dependent protein catabolic process; carbohydrate metabolic process; protein ubiquitination. The transcript is spliced from 11 exons. Lineage: Eukaryota; Viridiplantae; Streptophyta; Magnoliopsida; Solanales; Convolvulaceae. The record is from RefSeq and is a predicted model, not a curated record. Gene Ontology annotation, cellular component: cullin-RING ubiquitin ligase complex; nucleus.
CUUGCCCUAACUCGUCGUCCACAGUUCCACAGCACCAAAGCUUCCCCAACCGCUACUUUAUCCCUGCUUGACCUGGUCUUCUUCAUCGACCAUCCCAGCAUUUUUUUUCCCUUACGAAUUUAUUCUUGAAUUCUAAACAGUUUCUUCGUCUUCUUCUCCUUCUUCUACUUCUUCAUGUUCAGCUUCUUGUUCCAAGCUGAAUGUUGGAAGGAAUUGUUGAACAUGUGCUCUCAAAUUUGAAAUUCCCGCUACUUCAUUGCUUUAACUCAUCGAUUUUUAUUUUAAUUUAACUGAUUUUGCUGAAAGCUAGCUCAAAUUGGGAAUGUUCUGCAGAAUUUUGCAGUUGCUAGCUCCUGAGGCGCUGAGAGCAGUUGCCCCUCCGUGAAUUCUUUGGCGUGCGCGCCAUUACUGUCAGUACGGAUGUUUAGAAGCAACAAUAUCACUGCCAGGAUUUUUGAGCGCCAGAUUUGCACUCCUGCUCCUGGAACUAGCAUUCAUCGUGCCAGGCUAUUUUAUGAGGACAUAGUUCCAAGUUACACCGUAUAUGAUGUGGAGUGCCCUGACCAAUCCUUUCGCAAAUUCACUGAUGAUGGUCUGUAUCUCAUUAGCUUCAGCAGAGAUCUUCAAGAUCUGAUUGUUUAUAGGCCAACGUGGUUGUCAUUUUCAUGCAAUGAAGAAGAUUGCAAUGGCCAUGAGCUUCCUCCGAAAGCCAAAAAGUUUGAGAGCUUCUUCACCCAGCUUUAUAGUGUUUCACUUGCUUCCAGUGGUGAGGUUAUAUGCAAAGAUUUUUUUCUCUACUUGGAGAGCAGCCAAUUUGGACUCUUUGCAACGUCAACCGCAACUGCACAAGUUCAGGAUGCACCUUCUGUCAUUGGAGCAGUCCAUGGGAUCCCUUCAAUUGAAAAAAUUACUUUUCACAUUUUGAGAUUGGAAGAUGGAGCUAUACUUGAUGAGAGGGUUUUCUGCAAUGAUUAUAUUAAUUUGGCACAUAAUAUUGGUGUAUACUUGUAUGAUAAUUUGUUAGCAAUAUUGUCCCUUCGCUAUCAAAGAAUACACAUUCUUCAGAUAAGAGAUUCCGGAGACCUGGUAGAUGUUCGAUGCAUUGGAGAAUUUUGCCACGAAGAUGAUGAACUAUUUCUCAAUUCUUUCUCCCAGGUUGGAGGGAAUCUUAAUAAUAACCAACCUAUUCCAGAAACUUCUUUCCUGGGUGUCCUUAAACAAAGGUUGCUUUCCUUCAUAUUUCGAGGGAUAUGGAAUGAAGAAUCAGAUCAAACCAUGAGAAUGCAGAGCCUUAAGAAGAAGUUCUACCUCCAUUUUCAAGAUUAUGUUGAUUUAAUAAUCUGGAAGGUGCAAUUUUUGGACCGACAUCACCUGUUAAUCAAGUUUGGCAGUGUUGAUGGUGGGAUGUCACGAAAUGCCGAUAACCAUCCUGCAUUUUUUGCUGUUUAUAACAUGGAGACUACUGAAAUAGUUGCCUUUUAUCAGAAUUCAGCUGAUGAGCUUUAUUCAUUGUUUGAAUUCUUCUGCGAUCACUUUCAUGCAUCGUCAAGAAGUUCAUUGCAUAUGAACUUCAUAUCUACUCAUUCAAAUAAUAUUCAUGCCCUUGAGCAACUAAGGUGUACUAAAAAUAAAGCAAGUAGCUCUUCUCAGUUUGUUAAGAAGGUGCUGGCAACUCUACCUUUCAGUUGUCAAUCUCAGAGUCCUUCACCAUAUUUUGAUCAAUCUCUCUUCAGAUAUGAUGAAAAGCUUAUCUCAGCAGCCGAUCGGCACAGACAAUCCACUGAUCAUCCCAUCAAAUUCAGUUCAAGGAGGCAGCAAGUGAAUAAUAAUAACCUCAAAUUCAAAAUCAAAGCAGGACCUGAAGCUGGCAAUGCCGAUGGACGGGCAAAGAAGAUAUCUUCGUUUCUCUUCCAUCCAAUAUUUCCCCUGGCGCUUUCGAUUCAACAAACCCUGUUUUUGCAGCAAGCAGUUGUAAAUAUUCAUUUUCGGGCUUUCGGCGGCCGUGAUCGUGACCGAGAUCGAUAGUGUUAAAAUGUUUUCUGCUAAUCUGCUAUUGUUCAUUGGAAUACCCUUUUGUUAGUGUGGAAUCAACAUAAACUGGACAAUCACUUGACAGAUUGUCAUUUGAUCUCUCAUCUUUGUUCUAAGAAAUUUUGACCGAGUGUAUGUAUAUUUGCGGCACACAAUUUUCACUCCUUGCUG